Molecule: messenger RNA, 1947 nt
Organism: Bombyx mori (domestic silkworm)
Lineage: Eukaryota; Metazoa; Arthropoda; Insecta; Lepidoptera; Bombycidae
Gene: RMI1
Product: RecQ mediated genome instability 1
Exons: 7
Coding region: 131-1309 (392 amino acids)
Biological process (GO): resolution of meiotic recombination intermediates; double-strand break repair via homologous recombination
Cellular component (GO): RecQ family helicase-topoisomerase III complex; nuclear body
Molecular function (GO): nucleotide binding
Source: RefSeq, a predicted model, not a curated record
UCAUAAAAAUCGAAUGGUAACGUACAUCCCUAGUGUACCCACUGUGUAAUUGUGUGUGAUAAUAUUUAUCAACUGUGAAAAAAAUAUGUAAUUAAAUUUAUUAUCAAUCUUAACGAAGGUGUUCGAAAAAAUGUCUUCUACAAAUCUACUGGCGAAGGUUCGAAGUCACUUUGCUACCAAUUACAUGAAUGCCGUCGAUGAAUGGUUGGAAGACUGUGUGGAAUAUUUAAGAGCAAUACAUGGCGAUGACGUGAAUAAAAUACAGGAAGAAGCUAAACAGCAGUGGUUGCUAAAUGAUUUGGAGGAGGUGUGCACAGGCUCACUGCCAAAAAAUAUAUCUCAAGAACAUAAUAAAAUACUUAAUGGAGUUUACCUACUACAAAUAAAGUCUGUACAGGAUAUUGGCACCCCUGCUUAUCAACAGUAUUUGGAGUUACAUAAGGUGAAUAUGGAAAAUGUAGAGGCAACAACAAGACAAGAGGAUAAAAGAGCUAAUCACAGAAUGUUAAAACUUCAACUGACGGAUGGGGAUCAAGAGCUCUUUGCCAUUGAGUACGAACCAAUAAGAUGUCUGCACUCCAACAUGGCACUACAGAGCAAACUGUUGAUUAAAGGUCCAGUGACGUGCAGGCGAGGCCACCUGCUGCUGACCGCGGGCUGCACGGGCCCGCCGCCCGCGCGCACACACGAAACAAGAGACGCAUUCGAGUGUAACGUCCAACGCGCGGCGCUGCCCGACCCAGCGGAGGGACCGCCGGCCCCCCGCGCCGCGCCGCCGUCGGACCACACCAAGAGACCUCUCCCUGAAACUAUUCAAAAUCCAGAAAAACGUCUAAAAGUCGACUACGAUGAUGAAGACUUCAUGGCUGCAGAAGAUGAGGACCAUCUGAGAGAAGUGGAAGUCGGCUGUGACGCGCUGCUUCACAAACAUCAAUGUGUCGUUCCCGGCGAGCCUUACGUCUAUAUCAAACAGAUCGUGGAGCUGCCCGAAGCGGACAGGGCGGGCAGAGUGUUCACGGUCAAAGCUCUGAUCAUAAAGCUGCUGCAAAAGCUGACGGUCGGGCGCGACGGCUGGAGCCUCCGCUGCACGCUCGUGGACGGCAGCGGCGCCCUGGACCUGGAGUUCGCCAGCGACGUCUUCUCCGAGCUCAUCGGCCUCUCGCCGCACCAGAUGUACCGCCUCAAGAAGGAGAUGGGUUCCAGGCCAGACCUCCGAGACAAGCUGGAUAAGCGACGUGUGGGGCAAGCUCGCACAGAGACAGAUGCACCACAACGAAGGGUUCGGUUUCCAGGCGCUACAGAAGGCUAAGGAGAGUCUGCAGGUGCUGUACUGUCUGUUCGAGGUGACGUACGCGGGGGGCGCGGGGGGAGCGGGGGGAGCGCCGCGGGUGAGCGCGCUGCACGCGUACGGGCGCGCGCACGCCGCGCAGCUGGCCCGCCGCGCCCAGCGCGCUGUGUGAGCAGCUGAGCGCGCCAACCGGUUUUCAAACGUGAACCAAACUAUAUUAACGAAAAACAAGCGCAACAAUAAUGUAAAAAAAAACAACAAUACAAUAAUACUGAAAAGUGUUAGGUACUGUAAAGUAAUACUGACAACGGUAAUCAAUUUACCUCUAUUGAACUAGUAAUUAACAGUAAGGAAAGGAACAGUAAAGCAGAACAACAUAAUAUAUUUGUAAAAUGAACUAAAUUACAAGUAAAAAAUAGUGCGCGUCCAACUAAGUGCACGUGAAAGAAAUGAAACUUCUAUUGUGGUGUGUAAUAUUGUUUUUUUUUCAUUUGCCAUCCUUAAAUCACAUUUCUCUUGUAAUAGUGAAUACUGUGUAUAAGAGAAACGACCUCUUGACUAUAUAAAUAGUCAAGAGGUCGUUUCUCAGUUUUAAUUUAAAAUAUAUGUAAAUAUAUUUUAAAAUAUAUAUAAAUACAUUUUAAAUUAUGUAUAGAAAA